UGAUUAAAGCCCCUGAUGUGCGUCCAACAAAACUACAUUGACAUUUUUAUUGUUAUUAAUACCUUGUUUACAUCUUUUUACAGUUCAGGAAAAUAUAUUAAGCAAUUUACAAUGAAAUUUUUGGAUGUAUAUUUUUUAAUUCACUUCUAAAUUUGCAAUGAGCUAAUUUUCCAAAUGUAACUUUGCGUGUGUGAUGUUGUGAUGAAUGAGGCUCAACAAGUUCAAACUGGAGUUCAUUGGCUGAAUGUUGAGCAACCACGUGUUUUCCUGUUCUUCCACUUCUACCAAUGCCACACAGGCAAGCGUCCCGUCUUUCCCACGGGGCCGUGAACGCAGCAGCACUGGAGGGCGUGGCCAACCUGGCCAAACCAGGAAGGUGUUGCGGAAUGGGCGAUGUGAGGUGACACAGCUGCAGGUUCAGAGCCUCCACCCUGAAGCAGCAGACACGGUCGACCCUCCGCUCACCUGAACAGCUCCACCAUGGGCCCUCUUCCUCCUCGUCCUCUUCCUCCUCGUCGUCCUCCUCCUCUUCCUCGUCUUCCUCCUCUUCCUCGUCUUCCUCCUCUUCCUCGUCUUCCUCCUCUUCCUCUGCUCCUCUCGGUCUUCAGUCUGUUGGUUCAAGUCACAGCUUCGGAGUUCAAGAUCUGCGCCUACAAUGUGGAUCGAUUUGACUCUGAGAAAGCAUCGGACUCCAGAGCGCUGCACACUGUGACCCGGAUUGUGUCUCGCUGUGACAUCUGUCUCCUGCAGAACGUGGUGGAUUCUGGAGCCGUCGCCACUUUGCUGGUUUCUCUCAACAGGGAAAGUGACAGGUAUGACAACUACAGCUACCAGUCCGUGUCCAGUAAGAGUCUGGGAAACUCUCCCGAGGACAUGCAGCAGUACGUUUUCAUCUACAGGGUGGAGAACGUGAACGUGACGGGGCAGCAUCAGUACCAGCAGAAGAAGUCCUUCGUCAGACAGCCGUUCGCCGUUCAGUUCCAAAGCAAGAAAACUGCAAUCAAGAGCUUUAUUCUGGUUCCUCUGCAUUCUGAUCCCAGUCAGGCCGUCCAGGAGAUCGACCGGCUCUACGACGUCUUUCAAGAAGUCAGCCAGAAAUGGAACAACACGAACGUGAUGUUUCUGGGAGAUUUCCACGCCAGCUGUGCUUACGUGACUCGAGCAGACAAGAAACACAUCCGACUGUUCAGCAAGCCGUCUUUCUAUUGGCUGAUCAGAGACAAGGUGGACACCACCAUCUCCACCGACACCAACUGUGCUUUUGACAGGAUCGUGGUUCAUGGGAAACCGUUCCUGAAGGCCAUCAGGCCGUUCUCUGCCAAAGUCUUCGACUAUGUCAAAGAAUUCAAACUACCCACGAGCAAGGCGCUGGAGGUGAGCCAAAACUUACCUGUGGAGGUGACGCUAGCGAGCUCCGCCCUUCUCCUUCAGGCCACGCCCCUCCUCAUACUCAUCAGUGCCUCAGCGAUCGUCCAGUCCUUCCUGUCCGCUCUGUGAUCGACUGGUUUCUGUCAACAUGAUUCAGAGUAACUGUCCAACAGACUCGCCUCACCUGGAUUAUUGAUAUGUGACCAAGCCAACAGAUAAUAUGAGACAUAACUUCCUUUUUUUCAUGCCUUUUAUUAUCUCUUCAUUUUAUAAAGGUCAUUUAAGCUCAUGUUUAUUUUCUAAUCCCGAUUCAUUUACAUCGUUGUCUCAGAUACCAAACCAGUAUCUGGUGAUAUCACAUCCUGUUAUGAUCACAAUAUUAUGAACAAUAGCAGUAAAGAUGAUGUAUAAACGGCACUGAUAACAAACAUCAGAUUAAUAUUCAAAUAUUCAUAGUAAAACCUCCUGCUGGUGCCUUUUUAGAAGACGCUAAAUACUAAUCAUUUUUUAUUUUAAUGGUUUAAAAGGAUUUCAUAUUUUUUAUAAUUCCUCAAUUAUUGUAAAUAUUGUACAAUUAAUUUGAAUAUCACAUUAUGUGACUGUUUGGCUUUUCUAGCAGGUGAACCAGUAAAAUGUUAUUUUCUCGUUGUUUGUUCCACUUGUACAGAAACUGAUGUAAAUAUUGUUAGUAUGUCAGGAAAUUGUAAAAUGUUUGUUUUGUGCAUUUUUAAUAAAGUUUUUUUAUGUUAAAACA
Messenger RNA from Cyclopterus lumpus (lumpfish), 2122 nucleotides. Its product is annotated as deoxyribonuclease-1-like. Gene Ontology annotation, molecular function: DNA nuclease activity. Gene Ontology annotation, biological process: DNA catabolic process. The record is from RefSeq and is a predicted model, not a curated record. NCBI's taxonomy places the organism in Eukaryota, Metazoa, Chordata, Actinopteri, Perciformes, Cyclopteridae. Bases 481 to 1497 code for a protein of 338 amino acids. Gene Ontology annotation, cellular component: nucleus. The transcript has 10 exons.